Aureobasidium pullulans EXF-150 is the source of this 1630-nucleotide messenger RNA. RefSeq lists its product as uncharacterized. NCBI's taxonomy places the organism in Eukaryota, Fungi, Ascomycota, Dothideomycetes, Dothideales, Saccotheciaceae. Bases 376 to 1530 code for a protein of 384 amino acids. The record is from RefSeq and is a predicted model, not a curated record. The transcript has 4 exons.
GAGUCCGACGAUCAUGCAAAUGAUUAUGCAUCUACAUUGCGGCACAACAUCCAAUCACACUGUCCUCUGGUAUCCGGCUCCCACACCACAACACCAAUGUCGCUUGGCCCAAGAGUCCCCACCCAGGUAACAGGCUUCGCAAGGUGCGGCACAGAGGUUUCCCUCCUUUGCGAUACUUCGAUGGCGGAGCCAAGAUCAAGAUCGCUUAAUCCUGGUCAAGGACUCGACACCAACAACAGGGCAAUCCUACAUGCAGAGUAACUCAGGUCAUGAUCUCAAGCAUUGCCAAGUGUAUUGUGCUUUACAUCUACACCCUUCCUCCAGCUCCGCGUACCUCCAGAAUAAUGUUCCGUUCUACUGGAAUUACCUUGAAACAUGGUUGUCGUUGCUUAUGAGUCCUACGGCGGACGAGGACCUCUACUUGUUCGGAUAGCCAUCGUAGAGGCUGUUGUCGCGACCAUAUUCCUUUUGCUCAGAGUUUACACUCUCCUGUUUAUUGCGCCGCGAAGAGCCUGGGACUUGUUCUGGAAUGCAACAGCUUGGUUUUCUGCUCUGAUAUCCAUAAUCUUCAUAUCGAUCGCAUGCCACAACGGAAUCGCCAAUCAUUUAGAUAAAAUUGAUCCCGAGGACUUGCCAACUGGCAACCUGUUCAGCUGGCUAGCAGACACAUUCUUCAUUCUUUCAUCUGGCACCGGCAAACUUGCUGUUAUAGCGUUGUUGUUCCAUGUCCAAGGCCCAACAAAACGCAAUGGACGACGGUUUCUGUGGUUCAUCGGUGGCUCCGACAUGUUCUGGAGCAUUUUCCAGAUGAUCUUCCUCUGGUUCCAAUGCAAGCCGAUUCACAAGUUGUGGCACCAGGAAAUAGCCGGAUCAUGCAUGUUAACCGCAGCGAUUGUCAAGGUGGGCAUAUUUGUUGGUGCCUACUGUGCAGCAUGCGACUUUGUCCUUGCGUUCUAUCCAAUCUUUCUUUUCUGGAAACUCGAGACAAGCUGGAAAACAAGAGCAGGGCUCAGUCUGCUGUUUUGUGGAGGUGCAGUAGCUGGUGCCGCUGCGAUACUGAAGACAUACUAUCUUAUGAACCUGGCAGUCGCGGAAGACAUAACAUACGCAAUAUUUCCAACAGACGCCUGGGCAAUUACUGAACAAUAUCUGAUCAUCAUCAUGUCCAGCAUCCCCGCCAUCCGCCCUCUUUGCGUCAAGGUCUUUCGAAGAGCACAAAGUCAACUCUCCACCGCAAAGGCAAACACCCACCCCACCUCACAAUCCCGCUGGACGGAAUUGCAGAGCUUCAGGAACACCAUGCAGCCUAGUAACACACAGAGCAUGGCAGCAGCACAAUAUCACGGACACAAUGAUAGUUCGGAAGAGAUUUUGGCCACGCAUGCCGGCCACUCCAAGAGCAACAGCGGUAUCAUGGUGACCACGCAAGUUAGCAUAUAUCCAGACAAAGACGAAGAACAACAGCAUGAGGAAAAAGAAUCUUUUACAGAUUUAGAUAUUAGCAUAGAACGGCCUGUAAGAGCGGAGUAAAACAUGAGAUACAAUUCACUUUUUCGUUAUGUUGUACGCUGGGCUCUCACCGGAGGUCUCUUGCCAUGUGAAAACGCUCUUGCAUUUUUACAGAGUGUUG